UCUUAUUUUCAUCUUUCUAGAGAGAGAAUCAAGAGAGAGAGAGAGAGAGAGAGAGAGUAGAGAUGUUGAAAGCAAUUUUAACAUUUCUCAUAUUCAACCUAGCCAUAAGCCCAACAAGAUCCAACACUCACUUCAUCCACAAAUCAUGCAACACCACAUUGUACCCUGAGCUUUGCUACUUGUACCUCUCGCCGUUCUCAACCAGGAUCGGAACCAGCCCAAGACUCUUGGCCCAAACCGCUCUAGCCGCAACCCUCAGCAACACACGGAAGACCUUGAAAACACUAAGAACUUACACGAAAACCCACAAAAUGACGAAAAGAGAACUCGGCGCUAUGAAGGAUUGCCUUGAGGAGAUUGAUGAUUCGGCUUACGAGCUCCACUUAUCUAUGGUGGAAAUGGGUAAAGUCCGAUCCGGACCCAACUUUUUGUAUAAUAUGAAUAGUAUAGAAACAUGGGUCAGCGCUGCGCUGACGGAUGAUGAUACAUGUAUAGAUGGUUUUUCCGAACGCGGUAUGAAUGGAGAGGUCAAGACCAUGGUUCGUAAACAUGUUUCGACCAUUUCGCACCUGGCUAGCAUCGCCCUCGCUUUUGUUAACAAAUAUGCAAACGGGUAACUCGUUGUUUCAAGGGUCGAGGGAUUUAUAGUUAAGUUUAUAUAGUUUUCCUCGAUGUUAAUUAUCAAAUAAUGUUAAUACCAUUUGAGCAUAGAUCUUAUCGAAACCCCACACGUUUUUUUUACAUUUGUUACAAGCACAUGAUAAAAACAUAUGUAUAUUUUUAUAUACAUAGCGUUUCUUUUUA
Helianthus annuus (common sunflower) is the source of this 804-nucleotide messenger RNA. Its product is annotated as 21 kDa protein. Gene Ontology annotation, molecular function: enzyme inhibitor activity. Bases 63 to 617 code for a protein of 184 amino acids. Lineage: Eukaryota; Viridiplantae; Streptophyta; Magnoliopsida; Asterales; Asteraceae. Gene Ontology annotation, biological process: negative regulation of catalytic activity. The record is from RefSeq and is a predicted model, not a curated record. The transcript has a single exon.